AUGGCGGCCAACGACGCCCGACAGCCCCAGGUCUGUGUCACUUGCAAGAGCCGCAAGAAGAAGUGUGACAAGGUGUCUCCCACUUGCGGGUAUUGCACCCUGAAAGGACUAUCGUGCUCCUAUCAAGAUGUCGCAGACCCACAUGGGCGAGCCACUGCUGUCGCGGACCCUGAGGGCACCCGACGGGUGACGACGCGGCCGACGUCUGAUGAAGCCAUGAUCUCCCACGUGGUAGGGGUCCCGUCGGCGUCGGACAGGAUCCCCGCUGAGCCGACAGCGAUGAAGACCAAUCUGUACCUCCAGGUCAAUCGCAUGAUCCGUUCCACCGGCCAGUUCGUCGACGAUGUUAGUGCCCGCUACUUUCAGAGCGUCCACCGCUUUCUGCCCUUCAUCUCGCGCGCUCGCUUCCACGACAACCUCAUCACCUUGGGCGCAGCGCCGGCCGCUGAUUUCAGCAUCAUUCUGCUUUCUAUCUGCCUGAUCACGCACAACUCUGUUACAAGGACCACUUGGCCGGAAGCGGCUGACGAACGUGAAAUCUACGUCUCGGCGAGGUCGCUCUUCGCCCAACUCCAGGCUGUCCUCCCACCUUCGGUCCAUCUUAUCCAGGCGGGCCUUCUCUUGGCAGAGUAUGAAUACGCCUGUGGCGAAGCUGAUACGGCGUUCACGACCAUAGCGGGUUGUGCUCGGAUGGCAUACGCCGCUCGCAUCCACAGCCAUAGUUCCGCGAAGGUGGCUCAGGGACCUGCAUACACCACGGAGCUGGAGAAGGAAGAAGCAGCCAAUACUUGGUGGGCGCUUGUCAUCUGCGAGCGUAUGAUUGCCUUCGAAGUAACAGUUCCUGAGCAGCCAUUGGUCACUCUUGCUCCCAGUGAAGAUGCAAGACUUCCCACCGAACCCGAGGUUUUAGACCGAAGCGACGUGCUAGAUCGAAGCUCAAUAUGCAACGUCGUCGUCUCUUCUUUAUUUACAAUCGAAGUUGGUGGGUUCGGUCGUGCCGCCCAAGCGGCGAGCCUUGCGGACCGGGUCAUCCAAGCAUUCAGCAUUGCAGACUUGAGAUCACGGCUGGUCCACCUCGACGCUCUGGACUCUGCGCUGCAAUCCUUUCUGACGACGGUGCUGAGCCAGUGUCACGGCCAAUGGGGCAUAUAUUGUGCAGCAAUAGCCCUCGCGAUCAGGACGAUAUUUGCUCUUCACUGGCAUAUUCUCGACCUGCCUGGAGAGGAGAUCGUCAAUGCAAACUACAGGUCGCCCGAAAAGUGGUUCAGUAGCUCGCAUGCGUCGCUGCAAACCGCCAGCAGGAUGAGUGUUGACAUCGCGGACUACCAUGAGAGUGUGCCGCAGAUGGAGGUGCUGCCCCUUAAUCAGCGCUGA
Anthostomella pinea is the source of this 1374-nucleotide messenger RNA. Lineage: Eukaryota; Fungi; Ascomycota; Sordariomycetes; Xylariales; Xylariaceae. The record is from the annotation of a GenBank genome assembly.